Messenger RNA from Plasmodium coatneyi, 4785 nucleotides. RefSeq lists its product as uncharacterized. The transcript has a single exon. The record is from RefSeq and is a predicted model, not a curated record. The coding region runs from base 1 to 4785 and encodes 1594 amino acids. NCBI's taxonomy places the organism in Eukaryota, Apicomplexa, Aconoidasida, Haemosporida, Plasmodiidae.
AUGGACCCAAACGACAGUAAAAACGCGGACCUGUCAGCCGACUCAACAAAUGAAAGACAGGAAAACGCGGCAACGGGGAUCGAAACGCAGGAUGAAAACCCAAAGAAGAUAGAUGAAGAAGAAAAAAUUGCAGGCGUAGAAACAAAUGAAAAUGCUCCAGCUUCUGCCAAUGAUGUUGUAAAUGACACAAAGGCGGGGGCGACGGACUUUGAUACUUCGAAUAAGGACAACAACUGCAGCAUGGAUGCUACUAUCAACGCGACCGGAAAACUGACGGAAAAUGGGGAAAUCAGAGACGGCGAUAAUGGCUUGAAUGUGGAAGACGCGUCCAAAUUGGUCAAAGAAGGAGAUGAACAUGUGAACAAAAAGGAGGCUUUAAAAGAGGGGGAACAAGAAUCUAGAAAGGAGGCUCAACAUGAGGCUGAGAAGGAGCACCAAAAAGAGAACUUUCCAAGUAGCGAAGUCAAACCGCUUGAGGGUGCUCCCAUGAGCAAACACUCGGAUAUCACCUUUUCCCCCAAAGCGCCCCCCACAUUUAUGAACAGCGAGCCGUUAUACAUCGAAGUGAAAGGCCUCCUGCAGGUCCUUAACCCUCAGGAUUUUGCCAAAAACAUGAGUAUGGAAAGGUUGAAUUUAGGAAAAAAAAACGAAAAUGUACCGACCAGCAAGCGUUCACUUAGUGUGCCAUACAAAGGAGUUUCGAAGGGCAUUCCAAAGGACAUUAACAGGCAAAGCAGUAAAAGCAUUAAUGCAACUGCUCAGAAGUUUCCAGGACUGCCCAAAUCAGCAGAUCUGAUAAAAAGACCCCCUCUGCCAAUUAAGUCACCCAUAAUAAAUCCACCAAUUACAAUGAACAAAAGUAACCUUCAUAAGGAGGGAAUUACGGGGAAGGCGUUAGACACUGGUAAAGGAAAAAGCAUUUUUCGAAAUUUACCAAAGAAAAUCCCUUCACCGGAAGUAGUAAAGUUAAAGCCCAAGGCAAUGAUUAAAACGAAUUUUGUUCCAUCCAAAGAAAUUAGCAAGGACGAAAAAGGGAAAGCACUGCUGCUAAAGGAAAAAACAUCUUUGAAAAUUCCUCCAAAAGUGUUACCCUUUCUGAUUAAAGAGAAAAGUGUUAAACAUAAGGCUCCUCCCAAGGGUAACAUAAAACACACGUUGCAUUAUCUUAAGAGAGCUGCAGAAAUAGGAAGCAAAGAAGUUGAUGAAUCUGCGACGGAAGGGAAAGAAGUUCUAAGUGGGGCCACCAGUAAUAUAAGAAAGAGCUCACUAAUCACUCGAAAAUUUAUAGAAAAGCCCAAAAAUACACAAAAAAGUAGCCCCUUAAAGAUGGAAGCUGUGAAAAGAGGAAAGGCAAUUUUAGACACAAAGAAAAUUUUAGCCAAAAAACCCAUUUCCAAGUUGGUAGGUGAAUCUAAGACAAUGGGAAAGGAUAGAAAGAAAAAGGUUCUGCUUAAGAGUAUACAAGGGAAAGAGGCACAGUCAUCGGAGGCUCCUAUGGACAUCGCUGCCCCUAAAUUAGACGACGUCGCAGAUGCAGAUAUUGAGAAGAAUCCCGAAAAGGAAGAAAAACCGACCGAGGAAGUGGACCAAACGAACAAUGAACAGAUAAACGUAAAUGAAGGUACCAAGGAAGAACCUCCCCAGGUAGAUAAGGAAGAAGUCGUAGUAGUUGAUACGGAACACAUCAUAGGGAGGGAAAAAACGUUAGAAGAAAAAGACGAAUCAGAAAUGGAAAGAUGUGGGGAAAACAUGUACGACUUGACGAGAAGUGAAACGGAGAGGCCGGAAGAGGCAGGUGAAGUGGAGGGGGAAGUCGUGGAAGUCGAACGGGUGAAAAAGGUGGACGAUGAGGAUGAGCACGCCGAUGCGGGUGGCAAUAACGACUUGGAUGCAGGGAAGAGAGAACAAAAAGGGGAAAAAGAAGAUAAAGCCGAAAAGGCGGAUGGUGAAGAGCAAGGGGGAAAAUCGGCUGGUAGCCGAAAGGAGGUAGGGCCGGAAGAGUUGGAAGGGGAAAUGAAGGGCGAAGAAACGGUCCAACCAGCGGAACCGGCGGAACCAGAGAAACCGGCGCAGUCAGAAUCAGACGAGAAAAAGAAGGGGCUCGAAAAAGUGAACGAAGUGAAGGAGGCGAAAAAAACAAAAUCCGAGAUAAAGAAAGGCGCGGACCACAAGAUAAGUAAAAAGGUGCCAAAAAGAGGCGAUAACGCAUUGACAAAGAAGGAUGAGGGUGGGUCUCCGCUAACUAUGAAGGCAAUUGGGAAGGCGCCUCUAACGAUGAAGGCAAUUGGAAAGGCGCCUCUAACGAUGAAGACUAUUGGGAAGGCACCGCUUACCAUGAAAACCAUUGGGAAAGUGCCGCUCACCAUGAAAACCAUUGGGAAAGCGCCUCUAUCCAUGAAGACCAUUGGGAAGGCACCUCUAACCGUGAAGCAAAGCACAAAGCCCGAAUUGGCCCUAAAACACAAGGCAACGAUGAAAGGCAUCCCAUCGUUACUAAAAUUAAAGACAGAUAUCACAGGCAACGUAAAAGAAAAGAAGAGCAUAAAAAACGAAAAAAGCAGCGACCCGAUAAAAAGUGCAACUAACAAAAAUUCGCCCCAAAGAAAGACCAUCCUCUUUUUGAAGAAAGCUAACACUUUAAAGAAAGCUACAUUGAGCAAAAAUUCUUUGAAAGAUGUAGAUGCAGAAAAGAAGAAGCUUCUAAAAAAGUUAGAUACAUCUAUGAGUGAUAAAAAUGGGAAAAUAGAUGCAGAAAAUGAUUCCAUUUCCAUGCCAAGUAAAGGUGUGUCCAAGAAAGUUUCUUCUACAUCUAUUAAAAACGCCUUGUCCAUUUUUAAGAAAAAAACGUUGAGUAAGUCCAAGACGGACAGCAUUCAUGAGCUCAUGUCGAGCGGAGGCAACAACAACGCAAUCGUGUCGUCCAAGUCAGAAAAUAUUCACAACGUGUUAGAGCAGAAGAAGGAGGGAGAAGCCGAAGCAGAUGAGUUAUUUACAAAAAAGUUGUUAAGUUCGAAGGAUCUAGGAGCGGGUGCAAAAUCGAGCUCAUCCCAUGAGAGCGAUCAUCAAAAUGAAAAUGCAAAGGAAUCUCCUCCUCCCAUGGGGAAGAACGAAGAAGUCGGAUCUAAGGGGGAUCAAGAAUUGUCCAAGAUGGUAGUAAAGAAACCCUCCUUGAAGAAAUCCAAGUCGCUCAAGAAGCUCAAGUCCAAGUCGAGCAAAAAAAUGAGCAUGAGUGAUGACAUUUCAAUUGGAGAAGAAAAGGUAACUAAAAAAAUUGCCAAGCUCAGUAGCUCCAGGAAGAUAAAAAGUGCCGUGUCUCAAAUCAAGGAGGAGAAGAAAAUGAAAAAGCUGAAAUCAGAAACAUUCCACAAGGGAGCGAGCAGCGUAACCAAAAUGAAAGAUAAGAAGGGCCCCAAGAAAUAUAAGUCGAGCACUGGAAAUGGGAACAGUAAAAUUGCCAAAGAAGGAGUAGGAAGCAAAUCCUUGCUCGAAAAGGAAUUAGUUAAAAUGAAGUCUUUUAAGGAUAAAUGGAACAGCGAUUUUGUGACUCCAAGGAUAGGAGGGAUGGAUUCAUCGAAUAGCUUUUUUGCCCAUGACAAAUUGGAAAUGUCUAACGCUGAUGCGUCCGAUGAUAACGCGCCCCACUCGAUUACCUCUCCUUCAGUGUCGUCCAAAAAGAUGAGGAAGAAGAAGAAAAUGAGCAAUCGCGUAAAUGGCCCGGUCCGUACAGAUGAUGCUCCCAAAAAGAGAGGAACCACCGGGAAGGCUAAAAAAAUUGCCCCUAGCUCCAGCAUCAAAUCCAUGGAGCAUAGAAUUGUGAGCGACUUGGAGCAGGACGCACAACCCCUCCCGGUCGCACAUAAAGGCAGCACGUCCACCACUACAACUGGCGAAGAAAGAAGAAACAGCGGAGAUACAAACGCAGGAAUGUCAAAACUGAGAAACGCUUCCCUGUUCAAUUUUAACCGAAUCAAAUCGGGGAACACGUUGAGGAAUUUAUCAGUCCAAGUGAAGUUAGAACCUCCCCCCAUGGAAGUAGCAUCCCAAGGGGAACCCAAUUUGAAGGUAAACAAUUUAUGCUCGAAAACACCAGUGGUGGCUAGAAGGACAAGUGGGAUGAUCCCUCAAAAUACCAGUUGGAUGCUUGGCAAAUGUUGCUCAGUGGGGAAUAGCAGCACUGAAUAUGUCUACGAGAGAAAAGAACCCGCGAUUCAGAACUUCAGCUCCCUCUUUAACGUGAAUAAUAAGUAUAUGCCGGUAAGCACGAAUAUGCAAAUGGCUCUCCUGUCUGGCAACAGCGUAAAGCUGUCAAAUGUUUACGAGUCUGAUUUGCUGGGCAGGGGUGAGUGGGCGCUGAACAGGGAGACUCUACGUGGGUCGCUCCGUGGCAACAUGGCCAGCAGCGGCAGCCCCUUGCGUAGACCGGUGAGCGGGUUGAUAAGUAGGCCAUCGAGCAGGUCGAUGGGCAGGUUUAUGAGUAGACCGAUGAGCAGCCAGGUUAGCCGACGAGUGAGCGGUCAAAUGGGUAACCAAAUGGGCAACCAAAUGAGCGGCCAACUUAGCUACCAACUGGACGGCCAAAUGGGAAGUCAAAUGAGUGGUCAAUUGAGUGGCCACUUGAGCAACCAACUUAGCCACCAACUGGACGGACGGAAUAGCCUCCCCCUGAGCUGCAAAAUGAAUUCUGGAUCAUACUCCAACAAAUCACUCCUAAAUAAUAGCAGCCCCCCCGAGUUAAGAAGAAGGCCAUCCUGCAACACAACAGUGAAUUACUGCAGUUGUAUAUAG